AAGGUCAUAGGAAGUGGGUCGCCCGUGGUUUGACAGCGGAAACUUCGGGGAAACCGGGGCUACACUUGCUCGCGAUUACUUCUCACGUACUUGAGCUGAAGACUACAUACGAGGCUGAGAGUUGACAACAUUUUGGAGCCCUCCUGACCACAAUGUGGGGCCUCCCCUUGUUUCAAAGCCGUUUCUUCCACAUGUUGGGACUGCUGCUGUGUUUGCUUAUCGUCACUACAGGAGCCAACACGUCACUGUCUUUGUUUGACUUUUACGACGAAAAAGGGUUGGACGGAUACAACGAUGAGCGGAUAGCAGGCAUUAGUAAGGAGGAUUGUGCAACACGGUGUUUAACUGGAACUUCUACCGUUGCGUUUGGAAGUUGCCUGUCGUUUGAUUAUGACAACAAUGGUGGCGGUGCCUGUAUCCUGAGUACGGCAAACAAGGACACACCUGGAGCAGUAUUGUCUGAUAGUAACCCAUCGACACGAUUUGACUAUUACCACAGAAAAGGGGGAAGCAUGUUUGAGAAGCAUGACAACCAGGCACUGAGUGGGUUUAACAACCAGGAUGUAGGCGGCAUCAGUCCAGGCGAAUGUGCCCUCAGAUGUCUACAGGGAACGUCAACAGUACCCGCCGGGACCUGCAGGUCUUUCGACUACGACAGGAGGCGCACGUUGUGUAUUCUGAGCACUGACAGCAAGGACACGCAACCGUCAGCCUUAGGAUCAAACAACAACAACGAUUACUACCACAGAAAACAUCCGUGUUCUGACAGUGCGUGUAAAAAUGGCGGAACUUGCACCUAUAAUAACUACGACAGUUUCUCCUGUGCGUGUACCGCCGGUUGGACCGGAGAUACGUGUGAAACAGUUUCAGUACCACCUGAGGUAACACAACAUCCACAGAACCAGACCAAAACAUUGGAACAAGCAGCCACGUUCACCUGUGUCAUCCGCGGUGACCCAGCGCCUACCGUCACCUGGUACCAAGACGGUACAGAGAUAUCAUCUGGAGGACGCUUCAACAUAGUGGAAACUACAGAUAGCGUCCAGAACACAGUGACCAGUACCCUGACCAUCAGCCUUGUGCAGCGGAGCGACAAUGGACAGUACAUGUGUAGGGGGACGAGUACUGCAGGCACUGACUCAUCAGAAACAGCACGGCUGAUCGUACAAGAGCGACCAGACGACAUCUCAGUUGAGGUGACCCCGCUGACCAUCACGGCCCUCCGCGUCACAUGGACGGUUCGAGUGACCGGAAACCUACACAUCAACCAAUCAGAGGUGAGCUACAGGUGGAGUCAGGAUGAGCCAUGGAGUGAGGCAGUCGUUAUAACACACCAGUCCGUCGGAGGUACGACCGGAAUGGAGUACACACUGGAAGGCUUGUCUCCAUCCACUCAGUACACGGUUCAGGUUAGGGUGAAAAACUCACUGGGAUGGAGCGAUCCUGCCUAUGGAACUGGAACCACACUGGAUGCACCUCCAGGACCGCCCUCUUCACUUCGUCAGACUGCCGUCACUCAUGAGUCCCUGACUCUGACAUGGCAGGCCCCGUCUCAACCUGGAGUAAUAACAGGCUAUACCAUCCAGUAUGGCCUCACUUCAGACUGUACGGAAGCUCAGCUCACCCAAACGGUGAACUCAACGGGAGCGGGUACCUCGUACGACAUCCAAAACCUGACCUACUACACCGUGUACACGUUCCGAGUCCGUGGGCACACCAAUGGAGGGGCAGGGGACUACAGCGACUGCAUCACGGCCAGGACAGCAGAGUUUUAUCCUACCAAACCAUUGUCUGUGCAAUUUUCUGAUGCGAACAGCUGCAACUGUGACGCAUCAGGUCAGAACAGGACCAUCGCACUACAGGUCAGGUGGACACGGCCACAGAGCGUCAACGGGGAACUGUGGGGGUACACGCUGAGACUUCACCAUGACAACCAGGUCAUCUAUGUGACUAACACAUCGGCCGCUUUUCAGGGUAACCAGCUGGAGUAUGUGAUUUCUGGAGACGAUGUUGGAGAGCUUCAGCCUGUACAGAACUACUCUAUUACGGUUUCCGCCUUCAAUAAUGUAUACAGAGGAGCGAACAGCGAUCAGGUACAGGCUCAAUCAAGUGAUGGCUGUCCAUCUGCGCCAUCUAUUACUUCUCAUACUCAAGAUGGUAUGUGUGGAAUAGACUGGACCCCUCCAUCCAUGUCGACUGGGGAUAUUACUGGAUACUUGGUGACUACAACAGCAACACAGCUGAAUUCUCAGUCAGUCUCAGCCGCAGAAGCUGACCCUGUAGGAUCCACACAUGUACAGAACCUGACAUGGACGUCAUCACUUGAUGUGUUUCCGCCUUACUCCCUGAUCCACGUCACCGUCAGAGCCAAGACCUGCGCAGCAGGGGCAAGCAGUGAGGAGAGAACCUGUAGGGUAGAGCGUGUAGAGCCACCUGCGUCCAUUCCAGUAGUGAACACUGUAGACCCAUCCGCGACGUCAACCUCAUUCACUAUGACACUUCCGGACAUCAGCAGUCGAAACGGACCCAUAAGUUGCUACCACGUCAUCGUGGUCCCUAUGGAGGGUGGAGAAAGUCUUGCGCAGCUGAGUACCCGGAUGGGAGCUCCUGACGUCAUCCUGACCCCAAAUGCCCUUCCUCCAGGAAGAACCACUCCGUACAUUGCACUGGCAUUCUCCGGAAACAGCUACGUCAGUGGAGACGUCACGAUAGGCAGCGGGGAUGAGUGCACGGACCCGUGUUGUCAGGUCGGGGCGGUGGAAGGAGCACAACAGCCGGGCAACCGGCAACUGUCUCCCGGGUCCGCUUAUACAGCAACCGUCCGGGCUUACGUUGGUGCUGGGAACAGACGGAAAAGAGCAACAUCGCAGGCACAGAAGUCAUCUGCGUACAUAACACCUGUCACCACAUCAGGUAUAUCAGGCAACCAGGAGCAAGGUUCCCCUGUUGGAGGGAUCGUAGGAGGCAUAGUGGCAGCUGUGGUGAUCAUCUCCGCAGCAGUGGUGGGCCUGGUCUUCUACAGAAGACGGCAGGCAGCAAAGGAGAAUGACCUGGUACCUCCGCCCCUCCCCCCGAGAUGGCACGCUGGUGAAGAAGAGGAGAUGGGAGUCGUUGGACCCGCUACUCUGGACGACGAAGCGCCUGUCGCCAAGCCUAAGCCGCUACUGAGUAUCAAACGAAGAAAAUUCAGUUCCAAGAAAGAUUUAGACUUCAGACAGCCGAUCCCGAUUGAGAAACUCGAGAGAGAGUUCAACCGUCGGCACGCACACGACGACCAGCUCUUCACACAGGAAUACCAGUCACUGCCGGCACCCUUUGGAAGAGAACGCGCGGAGGCAUACUACAAUCAGGAGAACGCCUCGAGAAACAGGUUCAAAAACAUCAUCGCGUAUGACAACGGUCUGGUCACGCUGACUCCGAUCGAAGGUGUGCCCGGAUCUGGCUACAUUCAUGCUUCAUAUAUUGACGGCUACCGAGAAGAGAGAAAAUACAUAGCAGCACAAGGUCCAAUGGACAACACUAUAGAUGACUUCUGGAGGAUGAUCUGGGAGACUGGCUCAACAGCAAUCGUCAUGGUAACCAACCUGGAGGAAAAGGGAAAGAAAAAGUGCAGCCAGUACUGGCCGGACAGUGGUGAACAGCUGUACGCUGCAGACAGUGAGGAUGGUGGUAUAACCGUGACUUUAGCCGAGACCGUACCGAUGGUGGACUACGUCACCAGGGUGCUUCUCAUACGUAAGAGUGAUAUGAAGUCACGUAAGGUCAGUCACUUCCACUUCACCGGCUGGCCUGACUUCGGGCUGCCCCGGAGCCCCAUGGGAUUGCUCAAGUUCAGGAAAACUGUGACGUCAACCCUGACAGCUGACAGUAGACCAAUCGUCGUCCACUGCAGUGCCGGAGUAGGCCGAACAGGCACCUUCAUCACUAUUGACGCCAUGUUGGACAUGAUCAAGGAAGAACAGAAGGUGGACGUGUUCGGGUUCGUGUCAGACAUGCGUCAGAACAGGAGCAACAUGGUGCAAACGGCGGCCCAGUACGUGUUCAUCUUCAAAGCCCUGUUGGAGCAGCACCUGUACGGAGACACGGAGACGGAAGUGACCAACAUCCACCGCUACAUGCAGAACCUGAGGACGGUGGAUCCGGAGACGGGCAAGACUGGUAUAGAGGCAGAGUUUCAGAAACUGAUCCGUAUCCCGAUAGAUAAGGCGAAUAUGCGGUCAGGAAAUCUUCCUGAAAACUUGUCCAAAAACAGGGUACUGCAAGUCCUGCCCUACGACACCUCCCGGGUGAUUCUGCAGCCCAAACUGGGUGUGAAGGGAGGCGACUACAUCAACGCUUCCUUCAUUGACGGUUACCGUCAGAAGGACGCGUACAUCGCUACCCAGGGCCCGCUGGACCGGACUGUGGAGGACUUCUGGAGGAUGGUGUGGGAGUGGAACUCCUGCUCUAUCGUCAUGAUCACCGGGCUGUGGGAGAAGAGUCAGUACAAGUGCGCCAUGUACUGGCCUGACGAAGGACUGCAGUCUUAUGGAGACCUGACUGUAACCUUAGAGGAGACAACGGGCUUCCCAGAGUACACAUUACGUACAUUUUCGCUAAGGAGCCAUAAGGACGACACAAACCGCACAGUACAACAGUUUCACUUCCACGGCUGGCCGGAAGUCGGUAUCCCUGACAACGCCGCCGGGAUGAUCGAUCUGAUUGGUCAGGUCCAGAAGCAGCAGCAGCACUCUGGCAACGGACCAAUCACCGUGCACUGCAGUUCUGGAGCCGGCCGCACGGGAGCGUUCUGUGCCAUCAGCACGGUGCUGGAGCGGGUGAAGGCAGAGGGUGUCUGUGACGUCUUCCAAGUCGUGAAGACGCUCCGGCUACAGCGGCCUCACAUGGUGCAGACACUGGAGCAGUACCAGUUCUGUUACCAGGCUGUUGUGGAGUACCUGGACAGUUUUGACCACUACGCCAACUUCCGCUGAGUGCCCCAGCACCUGAUAGGUACUUUGAGCUAAAAGAGACGUGAUAACAGGACAGAAUGGGAGACCCUUGUAGUGGAUUUUACUGAUGAAUCAUUCGAUGCAAAGUUUCUCCACAAUCAACAGAAUGAUAUGCCUUACUAACACUGUACAUAUUUUCCGUAACGCUUCCUAAAUCAUUGAAGAUUUUUAAAUUACCAGAUUAUUUUCACACACAGAAAUUUUAAAUCACAAGAAAACAAAACAUUAUGUACUCACAAAAUUACAUGGCUCGAUUUGUAAGCCUUGAUGUAUAUAUGUAUUUUAUUCGCUCAUAAUGAAAAUGAAAUAAUAAUUGUAUACAUUUAUAGGCACAGAUCCCUGCAGGUUUCCAGGGAUGAAGGCGUUUGAUAGGGAAAAUCUAAAAGAAAUAUUAGUAUUUUUUAAAAUCAUAAAUCAUAUAUUGAAAUCAAGAGAAUAACUUUGCUCGUUAGUUUUCCUAUUGAUAACCUUUUUGCUUGAGAAGUUACGACUUUUAUCUGGUUGGAAGUUACGGCUACACUAGCGUAUUGCUCGUGACAAAUGUAAUCUUUACGUAUGGAAAUAUCGUUCAUAUUUUCUAGUAAUCAAGUGUCACUGCAAACAGUUGAUAUGUUAAAUGAUUUAAGAAUUUAUCAAUAAAAGUUACACCUAA
Molecule: messenger RNA, 5643 nt
Organism: Branchiostoma floridae (Florida lancelet)
Lineage: Eukaryota; Metazoa; Chordata; Leptocardii; Amphioxiformes; Branchiostomatidae
Product: receptor-type tyrosine-protein phosphatase F-like
Exons: 34
Coding region: 153-4973 (1606 amino acids)
Biological process (GO): protein dephosphorylation
Molecular function (GO): protein tyrosine phosphatase activity; protein binding
Source: RefSeq, a predicted model, not a curated record